CGUAACGUAACGCAACGCAGCAGAACGCAACGUGCUGUAUUCUAUCGUACUGCUAUAUCGUAUCGUAUCCACAUGCGCAUCAAUUCCGCCUUAGCUUACGGCACACGCACACACAUACACUCAGAGGCACACGCAGACACACUGAAAAUAAAGGAGCAGCAAAUUUAUUGAUUUUGUUUGCUUUCUACAUUCAUCUUAUCGCAACCAUUACGAAUUGCAGGCGCAAAGUAAACAGAGCAAAAACAAUUGGAUCUGCGUGUAAAUUACGAACGAAAAAAGUCAAUCUCAAAUGAAUUUCACAAGCCAAGCGAACUGUGUUUGCCAGCAUAAACAGUCGAAGGAAAAGCAGCAGCAGCAGCAGCAGCAGCAGCAACAGCAGCAACAGCAGCCGGCACAUACUUGGGCCAAAGCCAAGCAGCGUCUGUAUCAUCACAACACAUGUCCGCGCCAAAAGAAAUCCGCAACACCCACACAAACGCCCACAGUCACGCCCACAUCGACAUUAUGCCGACAGCAGCAGCGACGCUCACGCUCCACAUCCUCCUCAGCUGGCAAGCAGCGACGGAACAGCUCCUAUCAUUCCUACGAUGAUCUGGACAGCUCAUCGAACGCGGUGGCCAAUGCGGAACGCAAAGUCGUCGCCAGCCUCAAGUACUUGUGCGCCUGCACGGGCGCCACACUGCGCAACCUGUCGAAGAAGACGAAAGACUUACAUGCCAAGAACUAUACCUACACCAAGGUAAUUGGUCGCAAUGCAUGUGAUUAG
Molecule: messenger RNA, 766 nt
Organism: Drosophila navojoa
Lineage: Eukaryota; Metazoa; Arthropoda; Insecta; Diptera; Drosophilidae
Gene: Rgl
Product: Ral guanine nucleotide dissociation stimulator-like
Biological process (GO): Ras protein signal transduction
Cellular component (GO): plasma membrane
Molecular function (GO): guanyl-nucleotide exchange factor activity
Source: RefSeq, a predicted model, not a curated record